Molecule: messenger RNA, 1410 nt
Organism: Anoplopoma fimbria (sablefish)
Lineage: Eukaryota; Metazoa; Chordata; Actinopteri; Perciformes; Anoplopomatidae
Product: amphoterin-induced protein 3-like
Exons: 1
Coding region: 1-1410 (469 amino acids)
Molecular function (GO): protein binding
Source: RefSeq, a predicted model, not a curated record
AUGACCUCCGGUCUGCGUCCUGGCCCUCUGCUGGUGCUGCUCCUGGUCCUCCCCGGCUCUGAGGAGGACUGUCCCUCCGUCUGCCUCUGUCUAUCGGACACGGUGAGCUGCAGCUCCAGCGGUCUGACCAAGCUGCCUCUGUCCCUGCCCUCCUCCUCCGUCACCCUCGACCUCAGCCACAACCAUCUGUCCUGGCUGUUUCCGGGCAGUUUCAAUCGGAUGCCCAGACUGGAAAACCUCCGGCUGGCCCACAACCAGUUCAGCUCCCUGGGCCACGGGGUGUUUCGUAACGCCUCCGGCCUCCGCCACCUUGACCUGUCCUCCAACAAGCUGCAGGUGGUGGAGCAGCACUUCUUCCAGGGGCUGUGGCGGCUGGAGGAGCUGUUGCUUUUCAAUAAUAAGAUCACGCAGGUGGAGGGCGGCACGCUCGGCGGCCUGAGCAGUUUGAAAAAGGCCUAUUUCAGCCUCAACCAGAUCACGGACUUCCCGUUCUUCUCCAUCCGGGACCACAGUCACCCGUUCCUGACCAUGCUGGACCUCUCGUCCAACCGCAUGAGUCGCCUGCCGUGGGAGGACGUGAAGGCCUUGCCGGGUCUGGUGCAGCGGGGGCUGUACCUCCACAACAACUCGCUGAUCUGCGACUGCGCCAUGUACAGCGUGUUCUGGCACUGGGACCUGAGGGACUUCGACUCGCUGAGGGAGUUCACAGAUGAGCACACCUGCAGCGUCUACGGGAACCCGAGGUCCUCCAUCCGGUUCCUGCGGCACUCCGGCUUCUUCCGGAACUGCACCGUGGAAAAGGCCGUCUCGCUGCCGGUGACCGUUCUGCUCUCGCACGUGGUGGUCUUCGAGGGGGAGAAGGUGCGACUGGACUGCCAGACGUCCUUGAGCAGUGCGGAGCUCUCGUUCACAUGGAGCUCCCCCAACAAGGGCCGCGUCACCCAGACGGGCAUCAACGACACCCAGACGGGCAUCAACGACACCCUGACUAGCCUGUUUCCUGACGGCACCUUGGAGAUCCGAGAAACCACGGUCAACGACUCGGGUUUGUACGUGUGCACAGCGGCGGAUAUCAAACAGGCGCUGAACGCGACGCGGGAGGUGAACGUGACGGUGGUGCUGCCCGCACCGGAGUCCUUCAACACGGGCUACACCACGCUUAUUGGCUGCACGGUGACCACGGUCAGCGUAAUGAUAUACCUCUACAUGACGCCGUGCCGCUGCGGCUGCUGCAAACAGCCCAGGCCUCAGGAUAUACCGAUCGCGACCUACGACCCCAGCGCCCUCACGUCCAUUUUCUCCACCUCCAUGAGAGACAACAACAAAAUGCAAACGAACAAGCACGUGGCAUUCAUGGAGCCGACGAGGAGUGAAGAAGGAACAGAAUGGGAACCUGAGGGCGGAUGGUGA